AUGGCUACUCGACGUCUCGCCACCUGGUCGCACAACCUCCAGUAUUCGGACCUUCCGGAAGAUGUAGUCAGUGCAGCUAUUCGAAGCUUCUACAACUGGGUUGGCUGCACCAUAGCAGGGAGUCAGCAUGAAGCUUCAAAGAUCGCCCAUCAAACAUUGUCUCCCUUCUUCGGCCCACCUACCGCGUCGCUACUCGGACACCAUGGAGCUUCUCGUUUGGAUGCUCAACAUGCGGCGUUGAUCAAUGGUAUAGCAUCACACGUCCAUGAUUAUGACGAUACGCAUCUCGAUACCAUCAUCCAUCCGACAGGACCUGUUGCCAGCGCUCUUCUUGCUGCUGCCGAGUGGAGAGGUGGUAUCUCAGGGAAGCAGUUCAUCACAGCUCUCGUGGCUGGUAUAGAAGCUGAGUGUAAGGCUGGGCUGGUUGUAUGGCCAGAACACUACGACGUUGGCUGGCAUAUUACCUCCACCGUCGGUUCAAUUGGAGCAGCAGUUGCGGUAUCAAAGGUCCUAAGGCUAUCUCCAACAAAGACCAACCAUGCAAUUGGUCUUGCAUCAACUCAAGUGACCGGUCUCCGAGAAAUGUUCGGUUCACAUUGCAAAUCAUUCCACGUCGGCCGUGCAGCUCAAAACGGACUACUAGCUUCUAUCAUGGCUGAAGGAGGCUACACUAGCAGUGAGGGCGCACUGGAAGCGAAACGUGGCUGGGCUGCUGUCGUGGGGACCAGCAAGCCAGACGUGCUCCAGAACUUGAACCGUUGGCUUGGUACUGAGAUUGAUGAUGGCUUAGCUAGUCGGAAUACCGGCCGCUGGGAGAUUCUCGGGAAUAGCUUCAAGCCUUUCCCGUGCGGGAUUGUCAUCCACCCUGUCAUCGACGCUUGCAUACAACUACACGCGGAACUGACGAGAAAGGAACACGAUCCAACGCAGAUCAAGUCUGUCGCGGCACAAGUCCACCCUCUUGUCCUUGAACUUACUGGGAAGAAGACUCCAAAAGAUGGUUUAGAGGCAAAGUUCAGCGUAUACCAUAGUGGUGCAUGCGGUCUCCUCCUCGGCAAAGCUACACCGUCAGAGUACGAAGACAAUAUUGUACUCGACCCCGCCGUCAUUGCUAUUCGCGAUCGCAUCACAGCGAACAUCGAUACGAGCAUCGCAGCAGAUGCGGCCAAGGUCACUGUUGUGAUGCAAAGCGGGGAGGUCUUUGCAAAGUACGUCGAGCAUGCUGUUGGCAGUCGCGUAAAUCCUCUUAGCGACGAGAAGCUGCGUGAGAAGUUCAUAGGUGGAUGCAAGAACGUUUCGACUCGCGAUAUUGAAGCAGUGAGCCAACGAUGCUGGGGUUUGGAGUAUUUGGAUGAUAUACGGGAGCUUGUGAAGUAUUUGUAG
Fusarium musae is the source of this 1383-nucleotide messenger RNA. RefSeq lists its product as uncharacterized. Gene Ontology annotation, molecular function: lyase activity. Bases 1 to 1383 code for a protein of 460 amino acids. The record is from RefSeq and is a predicted model, not a curated record. The transcript has 3 exons. NCBI's taxonomy places the organism in Eukaryota, Fungi, Ascomycota, Sordariomycetes, Hypocreales, Nectriaceae.